CCAUCACAUCAAAACUUUCCUACAUAUAUAAACUUCCAACUUUUUUCUUCAAACUUCUAAUUUUAGUUAAACUUCUAAUUUUAGUCAAACUUCCAAUUUUAACGUGGAACUAAACACAGUCUAAGAGUGGGAGAGAAAGUUCGCCCCUUGGCGGGUUCAUAAAGGAUAUCUAUUUAGUCAAGCACAUCCAAUUGUCACGAGGUUCCAGGGAGUCAUCAGAAACCAGCAGGGAGGGACGGAGGGUACUUGUUCAUUCCCCUGAUCACCUCCUCCGGAAUGAACGUUGAACAGUGCUCCUGUGGCAGAUGGUUAUUGAUUUGGAUACUGUUUGAUAUGGCAAGCUAUUCAUUUGAGGUUGAAAGUCGUAGAAAUUUUAAAAUAAAAUUGGAUAAAACUGAAUAAGAAUUAAAAUUUUAACAGUAGUAACCAAUUAUCAGUUCCCCGUCAUUAUAUUGUAAAAAGGCCCAGGGAACACUUUUCAGGUGGAAAGUUGAACCCUAGAAGGAAGUUGCAUUUCAGUAUGGUUAAUAUCAAACGGAUUGUGUGAGAUUAAAAGUAUAAAUUAAUAUUGUGUGAGAAAGUUGCAUUUCAGUAGCAUUUAGGCAAUUAGGGCCUCCCCAAUAGAGAAGAAAAGGGGAUAAAUUUCUUAUAUAUAUGCUGUUUAAAUUUUAAAUAUUCCCUGAUUUGACACCCUUGCUUACACUUUCGAUUUCGGCGGAAAUUUCGGUCAUUUUGGUAGGACCGAAAUUUUUUGAAAUUUGACUGAAUUUGAAUAAACUUUGACCAACUUCAACAAAAAAUUGAGAAACCCAAACAUUUCGGUCGAUAUAUUGAUUUGCCGGUGGGGGUCUGAAAUUACCGAAAUUUCGGAAAAUUGCAAUCACUGUUUGACACUCACUAUAUAUCGCACUGAUAAUAUUGGAUCAUGCAUGUGAGUUCUUAUUAGCACAUAAGGAAUCUACCCUUAGAAAUGAUAUGGAAAUAAUGAAGUCUAGGAUCACAAGCUAACUACAAAAAAUGUCUGAUAUUACCUGUGCUAAAAGUUAUAUAUAGAAGACUCAACAUAGUAUUCUCAAUCUUUUACAUCUUCAUCAUUUCUCUUUCUUUUUCUUGGUGUGUUAUAUGAUCUAGCCAGUCAAAGGCUAGAUCUAGACAUGCCCAGCGGCCACAAAUGCAGUGGGCCACAUGUGCGAUAGAGAAAGGUCAUGUGAUGUACUCAUAAAAUGUCUCUGCAAACACAUCAUUAAAGCAGCUUGUCAUAUGUGGAACAGAAUCUUCCAUUAUAUUCAAACCUCACAGCCAACACUACAGAACGCAAACAGUUUCUAUCAGAAUUAUAUCUAUGUAUUGUAUAUAUGUGCCCAUCUCCUUAUGGCUUCUUGACUUGUUUAAUGUUUUUAGGUGUCAUUAUUCCUUGUAGGUUUUGGCCCUCAAGCUAUAGCUGAUCAGCUAUAUGGCAACAACUUUUAGAUCACUAGACCAUGUCUGCCUUAAUGCACAACUGAGAGUUUGACUGAGGGAAACUGGUGCUAUAGAAGAAAAAGAAAAAGGAAAGAAGACAGGGACAGAGGACUAGAGGAGAUCAUGAGUACUGCACGGCUGCACUCACAACAGAAUGUCCAUCACCCAGCUUUUACAUCCAGCUAUGUGUUCUCCUCUAAUUAAAGGCCAGAUCGAUGGCAUUCCUCGUGGAGAGGUGCGGCGGCGAGAUGGUGGUGUCCAUGGAGCGUUCGCACGGCCGUUCGACGACUACGGCGGCGGCGGUGACGGCGGCGCCGGCGCCGUUCCUGAGCAAGACGUACCAGCUGGUGGACGACCCGUCGACCGACGACGUGGUGUCGUGGGGGGAGGACGAGGCCACCUUCGUGGUGUGGCGGCCGCCGGAGUUCGCCAGGGACCUCCUCCCAAACUACUUCAAGCACAACAACUUCUCCAGCUUCGUCAGGCAGCUCAACACCUAUGGUUUCAGGAAGAUAGUGGCUGACAGGUGGGAGUUCGCCAACGAGUUCUUCAGGAAGGGCGCCAAGCACCUCCUCUCGGAGAUCCACCGGAGGAAGUCGUCGUCUUGCUCACAGCCACAGCCGCCGCCGCCAUUCCCGAUGCACCAGCAUUACCCCCUCAGCCUCUUCUCGCCGCCGACGACGCCGAGGUCUCCUCCGGUUGGAGCAGCAGCAGCAGCAGCCUACCAUUUCCAGGAAGAGUACUGCUCCUCUCCGGCGGACUACGCCGGCGGCGGAGGCGACUUGCUGGCGGCGCUGUCGGAGGACAACCGGCAGCUGCGGCGGCGCAACUCGCUGCUGCUGUCGGAGCUGGCGCACAUGAGGAAGCUCUACAACGACAUCAUCUACUUCCUGCAGAACCACGUGGAGCCAGUGGCGCCGCCGCCGCUGGCGGCCGCCACCAGCUGCAGGCUGGUGGAGCUCGGCCCGUCGACGACCGAACGCCGCCGUUGCGCCGCCUCGCCGUCCGGUGACAACGACGACGACGCGGCGGUGCGGCUGUUCGGCGUCCGGCUGGACGACGACCAUGGCAAGAAGAGGAGGGUGCAGCUGGUGCAGGAAGACGAAGGAGACGAGCAGGGAAGCGAGGGGUAGCUUAGCUAGCUAGCUAAACUUAGGUCACUGUAGCACACUAGCACGUACUCCUACGUAGCUUGAAUGCUUAAUUGUAGUGUACAUAGUGAGAGGUACGUUUGUACGUACGUACGUAGCUGCAGCUGUAUAACCUGCCCAGGGUAGCUAGAUAGCAGGCAUUUUAUGUGGCUCAGUUAAUUGUUUUUGUUUGAUCUGAUAUGUACGUAGGAAUGCAUGAGAGUGUAGUAGUAGGCCGGUCCUAGUUUGUUUGUUAGUAAUUUUUGUUAUUAAUUAGAGAUAGUCCAUCAGUCCUGAUUAUUGAUCUGCAAGAACUAGCCAGUUGUAACUUGAUUGUUUUUCUCCAGGGAGCAUGAUCGAGUUAAGAUUAUUCGAGGGUGGUAGUCGAUAGCUAGUUAGAGCAAGAAGGUUUUCUUGUCGAACUUUCGUUUUUCUUUUAAGAUUUUUAGCUAGCCAGAGGAAAUUGUGUAAACUAGGAAGAAUGUGAGUCGAUUCUCUUUACAUGCAUCAGUCAAUAUUGUUUUCUUGUUUA
Oryza sativa Japonica Group (Japanese rice) is the source of this 3123-nucleotide messenger RNA. NCBI's taxonomy places the organism in Eukaryota, Viridiplantae, Streptophyta, Magnoliopsida, Poales, Poaceae. The record is from RefSeq and is a predicted model, not a curated record.